This is a messenger RNA of Nothobranchius furzeri (turquoise killifish), 3565 nucleotides long. The record is from RefSeq and is a predicted model, not a curated record. Lineage: Eukaryota; Metazoa; Chordata; Actinopteri; Cyprinodontiformes; Nothobranchiidae.
GAUUGAUAGUGAAACUGGGUUAGUUAUGUAACAGGUUGUAAAGAAAGAUGAGGGUUUUUUUAUUCUUAUUUUUUCAUUUUAAUGAGUCGUUUCUGGACAAAAAAAAACAAUAAAAUGACUUGAAUAUUUCAUUUUAACAAAAGAACUAGUUAGAAAUAGCAGCUCUGUGUGGAGAAUGAAAGCUUUUGAACAUUUUCUUCUAGAUUAUUCUCAGCUCUAUUUGAUUUCUAAGAAUUAAAGCAGAACCAAAAAGACCUGGGUGGUUCUGAUCAUUCAGACCAGUCAGAGACCAGAACCUCAUCACCACCAUAUCUGGCAGGUGGUGGGUGUGUUAAAAGCUCUAUUGCAAAUAUGACAUCAGGAAAUUGCAGGUGUGUUUGAAUCAGGGCGUGGACAAAGAUGGACCGAGCCCUUUCUCUCUCUCUCACACACACACACACGCACACACACACACACACACACACGUAGGAGCAGCUGCACUUUAUUAAUCUACAGAGAUAAAUCCACUAAUCUGCGUUUACUGUGAGCAGGAGUCAUCCUGACGUUCAUCUCAUCAGCAGAAGAAAAGGUUUUGAAGGAGGUGUAAAAUUCCUAAAAUCAAAUUUACCCACAAACAAUUUUAAUUACUGGGAAAAACAAAAUAAAAAAAUCUAGUGAAUGAAGAUUUCAUAAUAUUGUUGCACAACGUCUGCAAUAACAAACUACGUUUAACAAAAUGAUGAACGAUAGGGAAAAAUAUUCCGUCAAACAUGUCAGCAGGACUCCGGGCCUGCAGAUCUGGACCAUCAAUAAAAUGAAGAUGGUCUCUGUUCCAGCCAGAGCCUUUGGGAACUUCUUUGAAGGAGAUUGUUACAUCGUUUUGAACAUUAUUAAGAACAAAGGCUCAGGAGAGUCCUUGGACGUCCACUACUGGAUCGGAUCCUCCUCCUCUCCGGAUGAGCAAGGAGCUGCAGCCAUCUACGUCACCCAGCUGGACGAGUAUCUGGGUGGGAGCCCCGUGCAGUACAGGGAGGUGCAGGGCUUCGAAUCCCCAAAGUUCAGGAGCUACUUCAAGAAUGGCCUGAUCUAUAAGAAGGGCGGAGUGGCCUCGGGUUUCAACCAUGUUGACACAAACGUCUACAACAUCCUGAGACUGCUGCGCGUCAAAGGGAAGAAACACGUCUCUGCAACAGAGGUGGAGGUGUCAUGGAACAGCUUCAACAACGGAGAUGUUUUCCUUCUGGACAUGGGGAAAACCAUCGUGCAGUGGAAUGGGCCAGAGAGCAACAAGGGCGAGAGGCUGAAAGCGGUCCUGUUAGCCCAGGACAUCCGGGACAGGGAGCGAGGAGGUCGAGCUGAGAUUUCUGUGGUGGAGGGAGGACAUGAGCAGGAGACGCCAGAGCUGAAACUCAUGAUGGUGGCGCUCGGCCCAAAGCCCAACAAUCUGAAGAAGGCUGUUCCUGAUGACACACAUGACCAGGUUCAGGCCAGCGGUGUCAAACUCUACCAUGUUUCUGACGACAGCGGGAAUAUGGUGAUCAAAGAAGUGGCCAUGCAGCCUCUAACACAAGACCUGCUGCUCUCCUCUGACUGCUUCAUUGUGGACCACAGCGGCUCUAGUGUGAUGGUUUGGAAAGGCAAAAAGUCCUCCAAAGAGGAGCGGCAGAAGGCUAUGAAUACAGCGGUGAGUUUUAUUAAAGCCAAAAACUACCCAUCCAGCACCCCCGUGGAGGUGAUGUCCGAAGGGGGGGAGUCAGCAAUGUUCAAGCAAUUGUUCAAAUCCUGGAAAGAAAAGGGGCAAAUUAAAGGUCUGGGUACCACCCACACGGUUGGGAAAAUAGCUAAAGUUGACCAGGAGAAGUUUGAUGUGAUGGAGCUCCAUGCUCACCCUGAACUGGCAGCCCGGCAGCACAUGGUGGACGAUGGCUCGGGAGAGGUUAAGGUGUGGCGCAUUGAGAAGCUGGAAUUGGCUGAGGUGAAACCGAGCAUGCAUGGACAGUUUUAUGGAGGCGACUGCUACUUAAUUCUGUACACGUACCAAGUAUCAAACAGGCAACAGUACAUACUGUACAUGUGGCAGGGACGUCACGCCACAAAGGACGAGAUCACAGCGUGCGCCUACCAGGCCGUCAACAUUGAUAACAUGUAUAACGGAGCGCCUGUGCAGGUCCGAGUGGUCAUGGGAAAAGAGCCACGCCAUUUCCUGGCUAUCUUCAAAGGCAAACUCAUCAUAUUUGAGGGAGGGACGGGUCGACCCGGCGUAGAGAGUCCUAAAACCAGCUCCAGCCUCUUCCAGGUGAGAGGAACCACAGGGAUGAACACCAAAGCCACUGAAGUGCCAGCGAGGGCCUCGUCUCUGAACAGCAACGACGUGUUCAUGCUGAAAACCAACCAGAAAUGCUACCUGUGGUAUGGAAAGGGUUGCAGUGGAGAUGAGAGGAUGAUGGCAACGGAAGUGUGCGAUACGCUUUUCAGGCAGUUUAAGGAGGUGGUGAUGGAGGGCCAGGAGCCAUCUGAUUUCUGGAUUGCUUUGGGAGGAAAGGGCCCCUAUGCCAGUGACAGCAGAUUGGAGAGAGAGGAGCCUCUCCACAGCCCCCGUCUGUUUGAAUGCUCCAAUCAGACGGGUAAGUUCAGGAUGACUGAGAUCUGCGACUUUGAGCAGAGCGACCUAGACGAAGACGAUGUCAUGCUGCUGGACACCUGGGAGGAGAUCUUCCUGUGGAUCGGCAUCUCCGCCAACGAAUACGAGAUCAAAGAGUCACUGAACAGUGCGCAGGAGUACCUGAAGACCCACCCGGCAGGUCGCGACCCCGACACACCCAUCAUCACCAUCAAACAGGGCAGCGAGCCGCUCACCUUCACUGGCUGGUUCAACGCCUGGGAUCCUUUUAAGUGGAGUGGAGGAAACUCCUAUGAGGAAAUAAAAAAAAAGCUGAAUGAUGCAGCGUCUGUCUCUGAGAUCACUGUAGGUCUGGAGAGAAAGAGUCCUGCUACAAUGGUUGACGGUGGGUACACAGCCCCUGGAGGUCCUGGAUCCUCUGCUCCUGUCUACAAGAUGCACGGUGGGGUUCCAACCAGCCCAUCCACCAGUAGAGGCCCAGUCUCUUCCGCUGGUUUCACUGGGAGGCAGCUAGACCCAAAGGUUCUUAUCAACACUCCUGCCAGUGAGCUUCCAGAGGGAGUGGACCCCAGCCAAAGGGAGGACUACCUGUCCGACGUGGACUUUGAGAACCUACUAGGUGUGACUCGCUCCGAGUUUCUGGGUCUGCCCAGGUGGCGUCAGAUCCAGCUAAAGAAAAACGCCGGCCUUUUCUGAGUCGCUGCUGGAUUGUGUGGAAGAGCUGCCAAACCGGUCUCAUGUGGUUCCUGGAAAUCCAAGCCAAAAACUGUUUGUCUCUGCUGUGGACAUAGCAGCAGCAGCUCGCCGCCAAAUAAAAAAAUGUAUUUAAUCUUCCGAUGAUCACAAAUGUUAGUCAAAACAUGACUUAAUCUUUUUAGAUGUUAUGUAAUGAUUAUCUUUAUUUGGUUUUUACGGUGAAUGAUUCAUAAAUGUAAGUAAAUAAAUAAAAUGACAAGUGAGCUGUUA